This is a messenger RNA of Abrus precatorius (Indian licorice), 3012 nucleotides long. RefSeq names its product probable receptor-like protein kinase At5g24010. Gene Ontology annotation, molecular function: ATP binding; transmembrane receptor protein tyrosine kinase activity. Gene Ontology annotation, cellular component: plasmodesma; plasma membrane. The coding region runs from base 23 to 2509 and encodes 828 amino acids. NCBI's taxonomy places the organism in Eukaryota, Viridiplantae, Streptophyta, Magnoliopsida, Fabales, Fabaceae. The record is from RefSeq and is a predicted model, not a curated record. The transcript has a single exon. Gene Ontology annotation, biological process: protein autophosphorylation.
CAAUGUGAUUUUCAAACUCACCAUGGAGACCCAUAAGCUAAUUAUACCUUUCAUUCUUCUUCUUUUCAUCCCUUGUUCAUCUUCUUUCACUCCCAUAGAUAACUACCUUCUUAGUUGUGGAUCACACAACAAUGCUUUCCUCUUCAACCGCAUCUUCAUGGGUGAUUCCUCCAACCAAGGUUCAAAUUUUCUCUCUGCAGAUAAAUCCAUUUCCCUCACCAACCAAAACCCACCUUCAGAUUUGUCCACUUUGUAUCAUAGUGCUAGAGUUUUCACCAUCUCAGGGAGCUACAGGUUCAACUUGAGGAAGAACGGUACCCACUUGGUUCGUUUUCAUUUCUCACCUUUUAAGGCUCAAGGGUUUGAUCUAAAAUUUGCAAACUUCAGUGUUUUGGUUGAUGGGAAUUUGGUUCUGAGCAAUUUCAAGCCAAGUAAUGGUACACUGCUUAAAGAGUAUAUUUUGAAGAUAGAGUCAAAUUUACUUGAAAUUGUAAUAAGGCCAGAAGGUAACUCUGGAUUUGGAUUUGUUAAUGGUAUAGAGGUGUUUACUGCUCCUGAUGAUUUUGUUAUAGAUUAUGGAGCUAGGUUGGUUGGUCCUUUUGGUGUGGAGGAGUACAAGAAUCUUUCGUCUCAGGUUUUAGAAACUAUCCAUAGGAUUAAUGUUGGGGGUGUGAAAUUAACUCCUUUUAAUGACACCCUUUGGAGGAAUUGGAUUCCUGAUGAGGAAUUCUUGGUUUUUAAGGAUGCAGCUAAGCCUGCAGUCACCACUCACCCACCAAAUUAUCAAAAGGGAGGCGCAACUCAAGAGAUCGCGCCUGAUAGUGUUUAUAUGACUGCCCAGGAGAUGAAUAGGGAUCACUCCAUUGUGGCUUCACAGUUCAACAUAACCUGGGAUUUUCCAGUAGCUCCGGGUGGUGUUCGACACUUGGUUCGGUUGCAUUUCUGUGAUAUUGUUAGUCCUGCUCUUAAUUUGCUCUACUUUGAUGUGUAUAUCAAUGGAUAUUCUGCAUAUAAGGAUCUUGAUUUGUCAUCCCUUACAUUGCAUGUGCUUGCAUCUCCGGUCUAUGUGGAUUUCGUUGCAGAUUCUGAUGAUUCAGGUGUUAUUAGAAUAAGUGUUGGCCCUUCUGGUUUGAGCAGUUCUAUGAGGGUGAAUGCCAUAUUGAAUGGUGCAGAGAUAAUGACGAUGGUGGAUGUUAUGGAUUCACAUGUUUCUCCUAGGAAGAAAAGGUUGUGGAUUUUGGUUGGUUCAAUUGUUGGAGGAAUUGUUGUUUUACUUUUAGUUGUAGCUGCUUUUUUACUUGCCCUCAAAUGCAGGAAGAAGAAGAAGAAGAAACCAAAGCAACGAAUAGUGGAAAAUGUAAGAUGGACGCCUUUACGUAUGUUUGGAGGGAGUUCACUCAGUAGAAUGUCUGAAGGGACAGCUUUUCCCUCUCCUGGUUCUUAUGGAUAUUUUGACUUGAGAAUUCCUUUUGCUGAUAUAAAAUUAGCAACAAAAAAUUUUGAUAGAAGUUUAAUUAUAGGGUCUGGUGGGUUUGGUAUGGUUUACAAAGGGGUCCUCAAAGACAAUGUGAAGAUUGCAGUCAAGAGAGGCAUGCCUGGAUCCAGACAAGGCCUUCCAGAAUUCCAGACUGAAAUAACAAUCUUAUCCAAAAUUCGUCACCGCCAUCUUGUUUCCUUGGUUGGAUAUUGUGAAGAAAAUUCAGAAAUGAUACUUGUCUAUGAGUAUGUGGAGAAAGGUCCACUUAGAAAGCAUCUAUAUGGUUCAGCAGGAUUUGAGCCUUUGUCUUGGAAGCAACGUCUUGAGAUAUGCAUUGGUGCAGCUCGAGGUCUUCACUAUCUACACACUGGUUUUGCACAAGGAAUUAUCCACCGCGACAUUAAAUCAACCAACAUUUUACUUGAUGAAAAUUAUGUGGCCAAGGUUGCUGAUUUUGGCCUUUCAAGAUCUGGACCUUGUAUCAAUGAAACCCAUGUGAGUACUGGUGUGAAAGGUAGUUUCGGUUAUCUUGAUCCGGAGUAUUUCCGAAAGCAACAACUCACAGAUAAAUCAGAUGUUUACUCAUUUGGGGUUGUGCUUUUUGAGGUUCUUUGUGCCAGACCUGCUGUUGAUCCACAACUUGAUAGGGAACAGGUGAACUUAGCCGAAUGGGCACUUGAAUGGCAGAAAAAGGGCAUGCUGGAAGAUAUUGUUGAUCCUUAUCUUGUUGGGAAGAUAAAGCAAUGCUCGUUGAAGAAAUUUGGUGAAACAGCAGAGAAAUGUUUGGCUGAAUAUGGUGUUGAUAGGCCAACUAUGGGUGAUGUAUUGUGGAAUUUGGAAUAUGCACUUCAACUCCAAGAAAGGGAGUCAUAUGAUGAUAGCUUCGCUCAUGGAGCAGUGAAUGUGACAACUACAAUAAUUCCUGGGAAUCCUCCUAGCAACCUAAGAAGAGAGGGAGAUAAUGAUAAUGCUUAUUCAGACAUAAGUGCCACCGAAGUCUUUUCCCAAUUAAUGACCACUGAAGGGAGAUAGAGAUAGGAACAUCCUGCAAAUAGAGGCAAAUUUUUGCUGAUGUAUAGAAAGGUUCACAUGGGAAAAAGGUAUCAUGUAGUUAGUACCUAUGCUUCAAUAGUUAUUUUCUUUAUACUUUUUAUUUUUGUUUAAGAAAUUUCAUGCGCCAAAACCGAUAUUAAAUUUACCUUUGGAAAGCAGUGAUAGGCGAGGCUUAUUGAUAGUUUCUUAUAAAUGGUUGGAUGAUCUUUUUUUUCAUGUUAUCUGACACUGGAGAGAUGCUCUGUAACUAUCAUAGUAUAACCUUGUCCUUUUAUGUUAUGUAAGUUUGUGUGUUUAUCAAGAGAUGAAUUAGUAUAAGUUGUAAUAAGCUAUCAGUUCCCUCCUAUUAUUAAUUUUUAUUUCUUCCGUUUCUGCUUCAUUGAAAGAUCCAGUAUUGAAAUAGGUGUCAUUUUUCUUAAAAUUUUGUUAUUUACUUAUGUUGGACUUCUAUGAAUACAUUUGAGGAAAUAAAAUGCACCAUG